AUAAACUUUACACUCGCGGGAACACAACUUACUGUACUAGCACCAUAAAAUGCGGCAACAACGCUUCUCUCGGCUGCAAAGCCUGGCCCGGCAGUGGCUUACAUCGCAGAGUGUUGCGGAAACCUGUUCCACGAGCGCUUCCACCAGCUCGCCAUACUUCUGCCCAAUCCUUGCUCAGCAGCGAUUUGCUCUGCAGCGCCGUGUUGGGCUGCACACGUCCCGAUGGCUCGCCGCGGAGCAUCAGGCCGGCACGAAGGCCGCGAGCGACGUGGCGCCGGUAUCAAUGCGCACACUCAUCCUGGCGCUCAUGGCGGGUGCGGGCGUCACCUACGCCACGCGCCUGUACACGGACCAGAAGCUGCAGCAGGUGACUGCCAAGUCGCAGCAGGUGGUGGGGCAGGCGUCGGUCGGCGGGCCCUUUGAGCUGACCGACCAGGACGGCAAGCCCUUCUCCAACAAGGACCUGCUCGGCGAGUUCGCGCUGCUAUACUUCGGCUUCACGCACUGCCCCGACAUCUGCCCAGAUGAGCUCGAGAAGGUGGCGGAGGCGAUUAACACGGUGGAGAAGUGGACGGGCGUGCCGGUACAGCUGGUGUUCAUCUCGGUGGACCCCCAGCGCGACACGCCCGCGCUCAUCAAGAGCUACGUCAAGGAGUUUCAUCCACGCAUGAUCGGGCUGACCGGCAGCCUGGACAAGAUCAAAGCCGUCAGCAAAUCGUACCGCGUGUACUACAACAAGACGGGCGAGUCCGACACGGACUACCUGGUGGACCACUCCAUCAUCCACUACCUCAUAUCGCCCGAGGGAGAGUUCGUGACCUUUUUCGGCAAAAACGCCGACGCGCCCACCAUCGCCAAGCAGAUCUCGCAGCACGUGGCGGACUGGCAGGCCGAGCACCCCGGGUACCACAAGGGCAGGGACAUGAAGGCGAUGGUGGCGGCGGGGGCCGCGGCGGCGGAGCCGAAGGCAGCGGCGACAGUCGGGAAGUAAGCCGGGCCACGGUCGCAGCAGGGACCCAGGCGGCCGCGGCGCAGUAGCUUGGGAGCCGAGGGCGCAGGAGCAGCAGACAGGGCAUGGCGGUUACGGGUGUCUGCCGCAUCGGCAACAUCUGGCAGCAUUGGCGUUGGCCACCGCCGCACCUGGGCUUCGGGGCCGUGGUCGAGGCGGCGGGACUGUGAAAGCUGCUGCGAGCCCGAAUGCAAUGGCAGGCUUAUGUAGGGUUUUGGAAGUGGUGGUGGCCGCGAGUAGGCUGGUGAGGGCUGUUUAGCAAUUAGGCUUCAUGUGCAGGAGGGUCGUUGGCGUGGGUGUUUCUGUUACAGCACUGGCGGGGGCGAAUGAAGUGGGUGAAUGCCUGAAGGCCCGACCGGGAUUGUGAUGGGGCGAUUGGAGUGAGUUCGUGGUGACUUCUGGUUGAUGGAAUGAGAAUGCAUGCUGUGCAUCCCUGACGGGAGUGCAUCCCUGGAGACUCUGCAUCACUGCCAAUUUGCACUAACUUGUAAUGCCUGGAGGAGACCGCACCGCGUCACUGCUACCGGUUGGACACCCAGUCAAGCAGUGUGGGCAACUGGCCAACUGCAUAUAGAUUGGCAGCAUUCCCGGCAGCAUCCACGCCGAGGAUAGAGCAAACGGGCAGCUGAGCCCUAGACCGGGUGCAGGCAUGGCUUAUGGAACCUGGAGAUAUUCACUCGCGUCCACACCCACCCACACCGCAACAUCCUGUGCCGUUUCGCGUGUGCUGGAGGUGCUGGACCGCGAACAACAUAAAA
Molecule: messenger RNA, 1767 nt
Organism: Chlamydomonas reinhardtii
Lineage: Eukaryota; Viridiplantae; Chlorophyta; Chlorophyceae; Chlamydomonadales; Chlamydomonadaceae
Exons: 3
Coding region: 50-991 (313 amino acids)
Biological process (GO): mitochondrial respiratory chain complex IV assembly; intracellular copper ion homeostasis
Cellular component (GO): mitochondrial inner membrane
Molecular function (GO): copper chaperone activity; copper ion binding
Source: RefSeq, a predicted model, not a curated record